This is a messenger RNA of Brassica napus (rape), 1595 nucleotides long. RefSeq lists its product as uncharacterized. The transcript has 7 exons. Bases 672 to 1130 code for a protein of 152 amino acids. Lineage: Eukaryota; Viridiplantae; Streptophyta; Magnoliopsida; Brassicales; Brassicaceae. The record is from RefSeq and is a predicted model, not a curated record.
AACAUUUCACUUCGUCAGCCUCUCUUCGUUUAUUUCUCUCUCACCUCUCACUAGGAAACCUAGAGACCUGUUCAAUACCGCUCUCCUCCGGUGGCCGCCGUGUCCUUUCGAGGCGGUCGCCGGUGGUCCCCCACUGUAUUUCUUUCUUCCUCUCCGCUUCCUUGUUCAUCUUUCACUACGAGGGAAGUGGCUAAAGAUAGAGUUUUGUAUGUGAAUGCUAUAUUAAUACAACAUUCAGUUUAAGAUAGCGUUUCAAAAUACCAAUGCUUUCUUUGUAUUUUCAAAUUCUAAAAACUUUGAUUUAAAUAGCAUAAAUAUCACUGAAACGCUGUGUUUCAUUUAGGCGGAAAAAAAAAAUUAUUUCCCAGCUAAGGACUUGACUAAAAUUAUUUUACUCUCCCUCGUAAACUUUUCAGAUUUACUCUUAGAUUUUUUUCUCUCUUAUUUUAGAUCUAUUAUCUUCAUGAGUCUCUUCUCUCUACAUCGUUCUAUUCCUCUUCCUUUCAAUACGAAAUCCGAAUCUCAAUAUCACCAUCUCUCCUUCUCCAUCACCUUUCUCUACUCAUCGUCACUUUGUUCUUCCGGAAUCUGUACUCCUCCUGAGAACGCUUCUCUCUCUCCUCUGCAGUCGAAUCUGAACCCAAUACUCGCCUCUCUCUCAAUCUCCUCUCAUGUUUGCUCCUCAGGUUUCGGUGCUUCCUCUUCAAAGACCAGAUGAAAUCCACAUCCCAAACCCAUCUUGGAUGCAAUCUCCUUCCCCACGAGCAACAAAAUUCGUCUCCGUUCCCAAAUUUCUUCUCUCCAAUCCUCAAUUUUUUGAACUGAUCAUAGAAAUUCUUCUCUAUUUUUUUUUUUAUUGCAGCAUGAAAAUUCAUCUCAGCGAUAAGAUGAAAGUUGCUUUUGGAGGUGUGGAUCCUGUGAGUCAGCCACCAUGUCAACCUGACCGUAGCAAUGAGCAGACAGGAACCUCAAAUGCUCUUGCACUCCCAGGUCCCAAAGGUUCUAAGAGUACCCAAAAGGGUGUGACAGAGAAUGCUCUUGUUAUUGGUCCAACUUUUCACCCAAAGGGUUUGUGGACAAGGCAGAUAAGCUUGAUGGAGGAGGAGGUAGCAAAAGCGGUGGGUCGUUAGCCUCAGGGACAUUAGGUUUAGAGUGGAGAAGGUCCAAGCUCCGGUGUGUGACUGGAAGACAGCGAGGUUGGAGUAAUUAACGUCCAAGCUCCAUCUGUUUCGGGCUUUGUUAUCUGAAGGGAGGACCUCCGUUAGACUUACAAGAAGUAACAUCCCAACAACAUGUCUGUUGCUGCUGUUGGAAAAGCUGGUGCAGAGAAGUUGAAAUCCUUGUCUGAUUCUGAGAAGGCUCUUGAAGGCUGAUAAGCGCAAGGUUGAGUAUGAGAAGAUAAGAAAUUCUGAUUUUUCCGAGUCAUUCACAGGGAGAGGAGAAAAAAAAGAAAAACGUCAGUGUUGCGUAAGAUUGACGGUGGUAGAGGCACUAUAAUGUGUAGGUUUAGGUUUCUGGUUUAGUUUUGGUUUAAGUUAUUUUGUAAACAAUUUCAAUAUAUAAUUUUUUUAAUAUAUUAUAUCUGUAUUUUUAUA